UAUUUCCAACGAUUCGUCCGCAUUGACCUCCGCCACAUCCUUCGUGCCCUUUAAUUCGCAGUUUACACAUUGGCAGACUGGAAAUUUAUCCAGCGAGUUUUAUUUGACCUGUAUAUCUAAAUUAGAAAAUGGCGUUGCUAACACCUCUCCUUGCAUUCCUCUACCACUUGCCGCAGGUGUACAAGUGGCUGCUAAAGCCAUACUAUGUCGCGUCUCUGUUCAUGUCAGUCGCGUUUCUCCUGAUCCGCAAGACGCCAGGCAUCUGCGAGCAUCUUUCGACACAACGAGAGGAUGGCAACCCCUGCGACUUUGACUGGAGAGAAGUGGAGAUUCUUAUGUUCCUCAGUGCCAUCGUCAUGAUGAAAAACAGAAGAGCUAUAACGGUGGAACAGCAUGUGGGGAACAUCAUUCUGUUCAGUAAGGUGGCCAACGUUAUCCUCUUCUUCAGACUGGACAUCCGCAUGGGCCUUCUCUACCUCACCUUCUGCAUCGUGUUCCUGAUGACCUGUAAGCCUCCUCUCUACAUGGGCCCAGAGUACAUCAAGUACUUCAGUGACAAGACCAUAGACGACGAGUUGGAGAGGGACAACAGGGUGACGUGGAUUGUAGAGUUCUUCGCUAACUGGUCCCCGGAGUGUCAGUCCUUUGCCGCCGUCUACGCAGACCUCUCCCUCAAGUAUAACUGUGCUGGGCUCAAGUUUGGGAAGGUGGACAUCGGCCGGUAUGGAGACGUGUCUAAGAAGUACAAGGUGAGUACCUCUCCCCUCUCCAAGCAGCUGCCCUCGCUGCUGCUGUUCCAGGGGGGCAAGGAGGUGAUGAGACGCCCCCAGGUGGACAAGAAGUGUAGGGCAGUAUCCUGGAGCUUCACUGAGGAGAACAUCAUCCGGGAGUUCAACCUGAACGAGCUCUACCAGAAGUCCAAGAAACUCAAUAAGUCCAAGGGAGACUGGAGCGACAAGCUCAAUGAAUCACAGUUCCCGCCGUUGCACGAAGAGGAGGAGCCCGAGGUCGACGCCCAGGGGGAGGAGACGGAGACCAAGAAGGACAAAUAGAAUUGUCAGGGGUAGUGGCCUCAGAAGAACGCUGGGACUAGCUGGUGUUCUGUUCUAUCGAGGGAACAAACAUGAUUGUUACGAAUCCUUUUUCAUUUUGCUAUGUACAACACGAUUUGAGUUGCAAAAUGUGAUUAUGAUUAUCUCAACUGUACAGUUAGAUUUGUACGUCUCCGUCAUACUUAUGAGUUGCAUCGAUCUUUCCUCCAGUUCCCUGGAGAAACUCUAUGCUCAUCAUUGGUUGUGUCCCAAAUGGCAUUCUAUUACCUAAUAUAGUGCACUAGGGAAAAGGGGUGUGACUUAACAAUUGAAUGCAUUAAUAUUGGCACACUACAAUUAUACACUCCAUUCCUAGUGUUUCACUUGAUUUAAAACUUGUCCCAUUUGGGAUAUAGUGUGAAUUUACACUCUGUCCAGUCCAUGCACCCAUUGAACUGAAGUUACAUUGGCUUCGUCUGAAAUGGCUCAAUGGUUCAGACAUGGUCAAGUAUUUUACGCCAGCUACCUACCUUCGACUGGGUCCAUGAUAAUGAUAAUGUGUAUGAGCCACGGCCUCUGUCAUCUACAAAAUAUCAGAGAUGGUUGAGGGAGGCACUGGUAGUCUCUAUCCCUCACUCCUCUCCAUGACAGAAUAUCCCUCACUUCCUCUCCAUGACAGAAUAUCCCUCACUCCUCUCCACCCUGACAGAAUAUCCCUCACUCCCCUCCAUGACAGAAUAUCCCUCACUCCUCUCCACCCUGACAGAAUAGGUAGAAUUACAUGUUUACUUUCAAAUGCUCCCAUCUAAACGAUUACCAUUUUGACACCAGCAUCUCUAGGCGAUGUAACAGAACAUUUUACUACCUGUUUGACAUUCCCUUGGUUACUGUAGAAUUCUGUGUCAACCUUCCGUUCAGAAUGUGUAGAUUGAUUCCGUGAAUGGGUGAGCCUGCCGCUUGAGGUGUCCGACAUGUUUUUUUUAUGCAAUAAAAAUGUGUACAUGAAUACAUUGAGUCUGGCAAUGUUCCCGAACGCAGGAACAUUGCCUUUAAAUGUCAAGUUGCACUAUACUAUAAGAAAUCAUGCACGAGGGGGUGUGGUAUAUGGCCAAUAUACCACUAAGGGCUGUUCUUAGUGCCUGGACACAGCCCUUAGCCAUGGUAUAUUGGCCAUAAACCCGAGAUGCCUUAUUGCUAUUAUAAACUGGUUACCAAUGUCAUUAGAGCAGUAAAAAUUUAUGUUUUGAUAUACCACUGCUGUCAGCAAAUCAGCAUUCAGGGCUCAUCCCACCAGGUUUACAAUUAAAGAUAAAUGGGAAUUUAAGCAUUUUUAGCAACAUGUAUGUUUUGGUGGCAUAACGUUAAAAAAAUAAAAAAUACUGCAUAGUUUCCUAUGAACACGAAGCGAGGUGGCCAUCUUUGUCGGCGCCGGAUGUUGAACCUACAUUUUGGCACCGCCUUCUGGUAGUGACGGCAUUUAAGAGUUAUGGAGGGAGGCGAGACAUGAAGCCAAGCUUUGAGCCUCCCCCCCAUCAGUAGGAGUUUGCUCCCUACAUAUGAACCUGAGAACCACUGACUGAUGUAAACCCCACAAUGAUUCUCUGGCCCCUCUGGAAGAAAUUCUGUUAAGUUGCAUGAAAAUCUACUGUAACUGGAUCAUAACUUUUAAUUGCCAAUGUGGAAUCCUUUGGUCCGACUUAAAAGUUCUACUCUGAAUGUGUAGUAAGUAUGGGAUAGACUAUGUUCUGCCCUUUCUCAUGUGUUGCAUUGGCCGACCUCAACUGCAAACAAAAAGAACACUGCCUUUUGUUUUAAAUACUUUAUUACCAAUGCUCAAACACACACGCACAUACACACAUGCACACGCCCACACACAUACAGAGCUAUACAGUACUUUUUAAAUUUUAUUUAUUUAUUUCAAAACACCCAAGUCCAGGGCCUGUACUUGUCUAAACAUCAUCUGUAAGGGCAUUGGCUGUUCCUGAUGGCAGUCAAACAUAUUGGGCGACGUGCUUUUUUUUUGUCCUAGACCAUUUUGUUUCAUUCUACGCUCCUGACUGGUCAAACAAACUGUCAGUCUAAAGCAAUGCCCUGUAAAUUGUCUUAAAAUCUUGCAAAAAAAAAAAAGAAGAAAA
Messenger RNA from Oncorhynchus nerka (sockeye salmon), 3166 nucleotides. Its product is annotated as thioredoxin-related transmembrane protein 2-B-like. The transcript has 8 exons. The record is from RefSeq and is a predicted model, not a curated record. Gene Ontology annotation, molecular function: disulfide oxidoreductase activity. Gene Ontology annotation, biological process: brain development. Gene Ontology annotation, cellular component: membrane-bounded organelle. NCBI's taxonomy places the organism in Eukaryota, Metazoa, Chordata, Actinopteri, Salmoniformes, Salmonidae. Bases 129 to 1052 code for a protein of 307 amino acids.